AUGGCUAGCGAGAGUGCCCAUCCUGCCUCCACCUCCGGCGGAGGCGGCGAUGAGGAGGUAGAUGCUCCCGACUAUGAUCCGGCGGACAUAGUCGAGAUUGAAGGCUUCCACGACCCAGUGGCAGCAGCUGCUGAUGACGACCAUCCCGGCGUCACAGCUCCGGCGGAAGAAGAGGCCGAGCCAGCUGAGCCGGCCCGCCCUGUCAUCCGUAUCUCGGACCGUGUGAUGGAGCGCCACACACAGCCUGACGUUCUACCCACCAGGGAGAACGCUGGAAUCAACACCAUGCAUGAACUGUUAGCCGAGCAGAAUGCCGGUGCCUGUAUUGUGACGGCGGGCGUGAAAUAUUAUCAGUUCCCAGGCAAUCCGCACCACACCGUAUCGAACCCGAACGUGUGGAAGCGUCUUCUCCCGCAGGAGUUGACGACUGGCAAGCAGAUAGGUAUGUGGGAUCUGCGUCCACUCUACGAAGCUGAUGGUGCCUUCAACGCCCACGUGGGGUGUGGAGGCAAAUGUCGAGACUGCGGUCCGACAGGCUACACGCCGGCCACGGUUCAGGCGCUCCAGAACCAGGGCCUUAGGACCGGCGGAAGCCGCAAGGCUCCGUGCACUGUCGACACCUUCAAGGGCCGACCCUGCUUUCACUCACGACCCUGGCCAGGCCGUCCGGCUCAUGGCCUCUCGAGGCCCACAGCCACGUGCACCGACCCCAGGUGCCAGCCGCCCGGCGGAGCCAGGAGGCCCGCCACCUCCAGUGUCAGUGCCUACACGCGCACGCGUACUCCAGUGACGCUGCGCCCGGCAGUUGUUAAGGCAACCCCAAAGGUGCCUCCAGGCGAACCCAACGACAUAUUGGCGCGACAGAGCCAUGCGCCUGACCCGACAGCCCCACCGCCAGGGGUGCGCGCGUUGCCAGCGCACCAGGCAAUGCCAAUUGGUCCAGGACCCGUGGCGGGCAUGGACGGACCCGAGAGGGAGUUGUGGACAUUGCAUGCCACAUCCGCCGCGAGAAUCUGGGCGGAACGCGAAUUGCACGUCUAUCCCAUCGGAGGAAGACUGUGCGUGGAGGCUCCUCCGACUCCCUACCAAGAGGAGGGAGAGAAUCAGUAUUUCAUUGUCGCCAGGCCUACUCUCGAGGAGGCAGACACAUUGAGCGGUCCACCUACGCGGAACGCAACCCGGGUGCUCCCGCCAAAGGCCUUACAGCCGUGGCCCGGGACCCAUGAAGGGCCCGCUGCCUCCUCCAAUGAGUAG
This is a messenger RNA of Symbiodinium pilosum, 1254 nucleotides long. NCBI's taxonomy places the organism in Eukaryota, Dinophyceae, Suessiales, Symbiodiniaceae. The record is from the annotation of a GenBank genome assembly.